UCUUAGCAGACAUACAGAUGUCUCCACUUAUCCUGUUUAUUUCUGUAGCAGCUACACAGAAAUGCCAUAAUUCUGCUGUCACUCUAAAUAAAGGGGAACUUCUUAAAGGAAUAACUUUUUAUCCUCUCGAGAGAAAUAACUCAGAAAAUGUUUCAGAGCUGGCACACAACUUACUGGAUAUAGUAGGUCUCAGUUUUUGAAAAGUGGAUUUUUAUUUUUAUAAUAGGAUUUCUAGAAACAUUGAAAACAUUUUUCUUUUCAAAUUGUUAAACUUGCAACUUCAAGAAAGUUGAAUUUGGGGUUUUUUGGGGGGGGAGGUAUAAAUUAUUUUAAAUUUAGAGCUUUAACUGAGAUUAUUUUGCAAUGUCAACUGUGGUAGUUGAACUGGAUAAUCUUUCUCCAGAAGACACUGAGAGUGAAAAUGAUGCCAAGUCAGUUUUUAGUAAAGACAAAUCCAAUGAACUACAUGCUGAUUGCUGCAGUCUUAAACUUCACUCCUCACACUCUGCACCCGUGGGUAUGAACACAAGCAGGAGUGAGACCGUGAAAGAGCCUCCAUUGAAGCCCUCUAGAAGAUCCAUGCCAUGCUUAGCACAGAGUCAAACACACCCUCACUGUCUGAGCAAACAUUCUUCAUUUCUUCAACCAAAUAGGCUCCAGCCACAGGCUCGGCCUCUGAGUGCAGGCACUUCAACAGCUACAGUCAAUGUAGUGUCAGAACGAGCUAAAGUGAUGGAGACCCUGGAAAACAACUUACUCAAGUUGUCUAAUACAGAAUACAGUGAUUCAUUUUUAGGAAAAGACAAAGACACAUAUACAGAUGAUUCAGAACAUGGGAAUUAUGAUUCUCGCACAGAUCAGUCACUGCUUAUUCAAAACACAGUUACCAGACAGAAACCAGAACCUCGGAUUAAGUCAUCUUUGAAGAAUGAGAUGAAUGCCAUAGCAUCAUCAGGCCUCUUCUUCAAAGAUGGUAAAAAGCGCAUUGAUUACAUCUUGGUCUAUAAAAAGUCAAGUCUACAAAUAGAAAAAAGAAACACUUUUGAAAAGAACUUGAGGGCAGAGGGCUUAAUGUUAGAAAGAGAGCCAGCUAUUACGAGCAACGACAUAAUGUUUGUUAAAAUUCACUGUCCAUGGGAUACGUUAUGCAAAUAUGCAGAAAGAAUGAACAUCAGGAUGCCUUUCAGGAAAAAGUGUUAUUACACUGACUGGAGGAGCAAAACCAUGGGCAGUUUGCAGAGGAAUAUCAGAGAGCUGAAAAGUUGGUUGCCCAGAAAUCCAAUGAAGCUUGACAAGGAGGCCCUCCCUGACCUGGAAGAGACAGAUUGUUACACAGCACCCUUUAGCCGAGCACGAAUCCACCACUUUACAAUAAACAACAAAGACAGCUUCUUCAGCAACUCCACAAGAAGUAGAAUAGUGCACCACAUGCUACAGAGAACGAAGUAUGAAGAUGGCAAAUCAAAAAUGGGUAUUAAUAGAUUACUCAAUAAUGGAACAUAUGAAGCUGCAUUUCCACCACAUGAGGGAAGCCACAAGAGCAGACAUCCCAUCAAAACACAUGGAGCUCAAAAUCACAGACACCUAUUAUAUGAGCGCUGGGCACGGUGGGGGAUGUGGUACAAAUACCAGCCUCUGGAUUUAAUCAGGCGCUAUUUUGGUGAAAAAAUUGGUCUUUAUUUUGCUUGGUUGGGAUGGUACACUGGAAUGCUCAUUCCUGCUGCACUUGUCGGGCUGUUUGUUUUCCUUUAUGGAUUGUUUACCAUGGAUUCUAGCCAAGUAAGCAAAGAGAUCUGCGAGGCAAAUGAAACCAUCAUGUGCCCUAUGUGCGAACGCAAUUGCACGCUACAGAAACUCAACGAAAGCUGCAUAUAUGCAAAGGUUACACAUUUGUUUGAUAAUGGAGGCACUGUCUUCUUUGCUAUUUUUAUGGCAAUAUGGGCUACAGUGUUUCUAGAGUUUUGGAAAAGACGGAGAGCUGUACUCACCUAUGACUGGGAUCUCAUAGACUGGGAGGAUGAAGAGGAAGAGCUGCGCCCCCAGUUUGAAGCAAAAUACUCCCAAGUGGAACGAGUAAAUCCCAUCACAGGAAAACCUGAACCUUUUCAACCCUUCCCUGAUAAACUUAGUCGACUGAUGGUGUCUGUCUCAGGAAUAUUCUUCAUGAUUUCUUUGGUACUCACUGCAGUGUUUGCAGUUGUGGUCUAUCGCCUGGUAGCUAUGGAACAAUUUGCAUCCUUCCAGUGGUAUUUUAUCAAAAAGUACUGGCAGUUUGCAACAUCUGGCACUGGAGUCUGUAUCAAUUUCAUGAUCAUCAUGUCACUUAAUGUAGUAUAUGAAAAAGUUGCCUAUCUCCUAACAGAUUUAGAGCAUCCUAGAACAGAAUCUGAAUGGGAAAACAGUUUUGCCUUGAAAAUGUUCCUCUUCCAGUUUGUCAACUUAAACAGCUCAAUCUUUUAUAUUGCUUUUUUCCUUGGCAGAUUUGCAGGCCGUCCAGGAAAAUACAACAAACUUUUUAAUAGAUGGAGACUGGAAGAGUGUCAUCCUAGUGGCUGUUUGAUAGAUCUCUGCUUGCAAAUGGGAGUUAUAAUGGUUUUAAAACAAAUGUGGAACAACUUCAUGGAACUGGGUUAUCCGUUCUAUGAUAAACAGUUGCUCUUUGCAGAAAAUAUUGAGAUUGUGUCUUUUCCUUCCAGAUGUUUAAAGGGAUAUGUCAACAGUAGUUUAUCAGUAUUUGAUCUGAAUGAGCUUGGUAUGGGAUACUCAGGAUACUGCAGAUAUCGAGACUACAGAGCGCCACCCUGGAGUUCAGCUCCUUACGAGUUCACCUUGCAGUUCUGGCAUGUCCUAGCUGCGCGGCUGGCUUUCAUUAUAGUAUUUGAGCACCUUGUUUUUGGAAUAAAGUCUUUCAUUGCCUACCUGAUCCCAGACAUGCCCAAAGACUUGUGUGACAGAAUGAGAAGAGAGAAAUACUUGGUCCAGGAAAUGAUGUAUGAGGCUGAACUAGAGCAUUUGCAGAGAGAGCGGAAAAAGAAUGGGAAACAGUAUCACCACGAAUGGCCUUAGUUGAUACCAUAUAGCAGCAAAAACAUUCCAUGAAAAUUGACUAGUGCAGGUCUCAAAUGGAGGUAGAUCUGGCAAUGAGGAGCAGUGUGUAUAUAUGCUGCUAUUGGAAAAUAUAUUAGCAGGAUUUGCUGGGUCCUGGAAAAUACAUGCUUCCAAUGAAGAAAAUGAAUAGCCAUAUCUGUCGCUGGUCCAUGGUCAAUACCAGGUGUUGCUAUCAAUUCAUUAGAAAGUGUAAUGAGGGGUUGAGCACUUGGAUGCAUCAGUAAAGCAAGUUGCAAUGAACUUUCAUGCUAUUCAUCAAGUCAUCAACAGCAUAAUGAAAAUAAAUACAUUGCCUGUAAAACUUUCAUAUUAAGGGCAUGACUAAAAAUCAAGUUAUAUAUCAUCUGCUACUUCUAAAGCUUUUGAUUGUUCAAUUGAAGUUGUAAUGCCUAUGAAAAAAAAAGUAUGAUUAAUUGUUGCCUUUGUGGCCAUAAAUUGAUGUUAAUGAUCCUUCAAGCUUACUGUUUGUCAGGUUUGUUCUAGUCUCUUGGUGAGAUUGCGGAUGUGGUCCUGAUCUAAACAGGGGACACAAGGCUGUUUGAUAUAUACUAUGCAGUUCAAGGUUUGCACAUCACUUCUCAUCCAUCUAUCUUUAUAGAUAAAGCCAAAAAAUUCUAAAUUCAAAGAAAAAUCAGUUCCAUUGAAAGAAUACAUCAAUGCAUUGCCCAUGUUGCAGCUAUAUUUGAAAAGAAAUGUGACUAUUUGAAUUGUCUUGCCAUUUUUAUAUGCAAAAAGGCCAUCUCCACAUACUUCCAGACUAAAUGAAGAAUCAUUUCCAUGCUAAAUGUAGCAUGCAGAUGAAUGUGUCAAUAUUAUUUUGUUUAUCUACCUAGAUAGUGAUUCUAUGACUUCAUAAAAUGUUGACUUGAAAUUUCUAUUGCAGUGCAAAUAAUUUACUCAUGUAUAUAUAGUUAACUUUACAGUAUGCAAGCUACUGUCAUUUAUGCAGAUAUAUAUCAAAUAUACAGUAUAACAUCAUGACUUGCUUGUUCAGGGAAAGAGAAGCAGAGUACUGUAUAGCACCACUCUGUCUAUUCCAGUAAUGUGCAUUCCUUAUCUUGGGCUAAAUAAAUCAAAGCAUGGAAAAAUAUGUAUAUUACUGUUAGGAUUAGAUUUUUUCUGCUUUUAUGCCGCUUUGGGAUAAUAUUUUUUUCAAAAUCAGCAGAAAAAGUAAAUGUUCUCAUAGAGAAUUGAACUUCAGUUUUCACAUCCAUACAGGAUACUGCAUUGUCAGUUCUGGUUAGAGUCAUGAAAUUGUCUUCAUUUCAUAUAUUUCAUAUAUUUCAUAAUACGGGAGAAAUGAAGUACUAAACUAAAACAAGUGUAUAGGAUUCACUUAUGGAAAAGGGGGGAACUAAAAUCGUCCUGUUUCUCAUUUGUACAGUUUUAAAAAAUGGUUUAUUUCUAUCAGAUGAAAAGAAUUAAAAGAAAAAAAAUCAAAGAUAAUUUGCUUCAGUUUUAAGACUCAUGUUAGGAUGCAACAAAGCACCAAAACUAUAGCAAAGAUAAAUUCUAGCGUCAAUCUUAAGGAUAAAGCUGCAGUGAAAUCACUUGUUGGCUGCAGACAAUGAGAGGAAUUGAAGUUUUCCUUCUCAGAAUACCUUAUUUAGGUAACAAGUAUAACUCCACUGUUUACUUGCACAAAUCCAAAAUGCAUCUUACUUCAUUAUUUCAAUGCCAAUGAAAGAGGAAUUUUUUUAAUAGGAACAUUAUGCUAAUGUACCUUUCUGUGGGUCUGAUCCAAAGCCCAUUAAAGGAAAUGGAAAGACUUCUGCUAUCUUCAUUGGGCCCUACAUCUGACCUCACUGAGGUAGUGAGAAAGUCCAGCUUUUUAUGACCAGACAAGAAAACUGCCUGGGUUUCCACAAUUUGGCACCAAUGGGGAUCUAAUCAAAGUUUAUUAGCCAAAAAUUCCACAGCACUAGCUCUGUAGAACUGACACUUUCCCAUGCUUCUAUUCAAGAGGAAGGGUUUCCAUUCUACUCUGUUUACACUGUAUUCUCAGUGUCACAUGAUUCUUAAUAAGAAAUUCUUAAUGUGCUUUUGUCUUGUGCUUAAGACAUCUGUAUUGUCUCGUUUAAUGUAUUAACUCCCCAGCUUUAUAGCAUCCUAGUUUAGUUUUAUCCAUUAACUAGCAUAGGGUCACAAAUGAUGUGUCUUUUAAUGUUUUAACAAAAUGCCUUGGCUGGAACAAGGCAGAAGGACUGGUAUAAAUUUAGCCAAAAAUUUAUGAUUAAUAUUUCUACAUGUGUUUUGGGUUUUUUUGGCCUGAGGAUAUUUUCACAUAUCAAUGUAUAGCUGGAAGAAUUUCAAUUGGGCAUUAAAAAUAAAGAAAUAAGAAAGGAAAUGUUUUUUGUAAUAAAGUAUGGUCUUAGAUUUGGAGAUGUACAGCAGUCUUCUAUAAUGACUUUCAGUGUUGAAAUAUAGAAGUACGUUAGAUAGGAAUAUAUAAAUUUGACAUGGUUCAGUUAAUUUAAAGUGCUGGGAAAGCACAAGAACUUCUGGAGAAAUACUGUGUGUUUUUGUUCCUUUGUUUCUAUAGUGUAUCAACAAUGUCUAAGGGCAUUGCCUCUAUAUAGGAAUUUGUGUUAGCUGAGAACCUUUCUGCUAGAUUUCAUUUAGUGUGGUGUUUGGAUAAAAUACAAAUUAUCUUACAAAGAUAUAAGGCACACUCUGUCCUCAGGAAUUAUGUAUUACAUGAAUGCUGAUUAACCUAUAUUUUCAUAUUCUAGAUAUUUCUUUCCAAAUAAAUGACCAGUAUAAAUGACUUGUGCAUGCAGGCUUCAUUUAUGAAGUCUCCAAAGCUGCAGAGCUUCAAAACGUUGCAUCUGUGCAAAAAUGCUUUAGAUCAUUCCCGAUCUAGUUUAUAAUAACUUUGUUCUAUGCAUGCACCUUAAGAGAGACCGCAUGAGCAGGUACAGUACAGCUUUUUAAAUAUUACAGAUCCUAGUCACUAGUACAAAAUGUCUUAACUAUUCCUAUCUGAACUCAGUGUCUUGAUACAAUCAAAAAGGAAUCUUCAUUCCAGAAAUAAAAAAAAAAAUCCAUCAAUUUAGCAUUCAUCUUUUUCAUCAACUUACAUUUUAAAUUUGUCCUAACGUGUGAGAUCAGAAAUCUGGUGGUUGAGAAAAGAAAAAUAAUUAUCCAAACAGAGCUUGAUUCAAAGAAUUCUGUUGCAUCAUCCUCACUAGUAUUUACUUUCUGCCACUGAAAGUGAAUAGAUCAAUAUAUAGAUUAACAGCUCAGUAUUCAUACUUGGGCCCUGACUGGAAUUUCUAAAGUCGAAGUUUGGACUCUUAGUACAACAGUACUGUGUAAAUGUACACUAGGGAACUUUUAGUGCAUGCCAUUAGUGUCUUCAUGGGCCAAUUAGUGUGCAACCAUGGCAUGCUUUGGAAUUCACACCCCUCUAGUGCUCAUGGCUGUGCCAUGUAAACAAGCUUCCGAUUGGCACUUA
Molecule: messenger RNA, 6565 nt
Organism: Trachemys scripta elegans
Lineage: Eukaryota; Metazoa; Chordata; Testudines; Emydidae
Gene: ANO3
Product: anoctamin 3
Exons: 24
Coding region: 364-3066 (900 amino acids)
Biological process (GO): chloride transmembrane transport
Cellular component (GO): plasma membrane
Molecular function (GO): chloride channel activity; protein dimerization activity
Source: RefSeq, a predicted model, not a curated record